Molecule: messenger RNA, 4225 nt
Organism: Ruditapes philippinarum (Manila clam)
Lineage: Eukaryota; Metazoa; Mollusca; Bivalvia; Venerida; Veneridae
Product: zinc finger C3H1 domain-containing protein-like
Exons: 22
Coding region: 531-2774 (747 amino acids)
Biological process (GO): RNA processing
Cellular component (GO): exosome (RNase complex); nucleus
Molecular function (GO): protein binding
Source: RefSeq, a predicted model, not a curated record
AUGAUAAUAUAUUUAAAAUUUCCAUACCAGAAGGGAAAAAUCUGCUGAGGAUUCUUAAACUUCAGAAACAGCGUAUAGAUGAUGAUUUGAAGGCAUUCUCUCAUUUGUCAUCAGACAGUUACAAAGUUAAGCAGGAUUAUCCGGCCCUGUGUAUAAAACAGCGACAGUUAUCGUGUUUACAUGCAUAUAAAGCACCAGCCAAAACAAGCACAUCCAGUUCUUCCAAUCAAAUCUCUGACUUUGUGUAUAAAAGCCCACUUCUCCAUUUUAAAUCAUACAGGUUUAGCCCAUAUUUCCGGACUAAAGCAUGUAAGAAUUUGACUUCACGUUGUGUGGCUAAUAAACUUUUACCUAAAAUUGUACUGUGUAGAUUUGAUCUUCAAGGAACGUGCAAUGAUGAAAAAUGUAAAGGACAGCAUCAGAAACAGUAUUUACCAUUGGACAGAGAGAUCCUGCUGGACAUUGUGGCAUAUUGUCCCACUAUAGCAGGUGUACAGAAAGAUACGCCUCCUAAAAAAAUCUCGAAGGUCAUGGGGGAUUUUGUAGAUGAUAUGUUGAAACAGAAGAAAGGAAGAUUUACUGUAGACCAAAUGUGCCUGAUACUAGUGGAUAAAAUAAAUGCCCAUGUCAAACAUUUCGCACCACACACCAUGUUGUACACACCAAGAUUGUUCCGCCCUAGACAGGAUGAGAAAUCUUAUAUUAAAGAUGAAAGUCCAACAUUUAAACACACCAAAGAUGAUGAAGCAUUCCAGUUUCUUGCACCGGUCCAGUCCCGACCGGAAGAUACAGUGAUACAGAGUGAAGAUCGAAGGUACUUCUUCAGCGAGGAUGGUGGGUCAGAAGUUCAAGACCUGGAGUCUGCAGUGCUGGCCACCCCGACAGAUACACAGCUUUGGCUGAAACUUGCUCACAAUAAACUACAUAGCUCUCAGCUAUCAUCAGAGUCGUGUUUAGAGGAAGCUCUGAAUGUUUUAGCUAGAGGACUAGAAUCAAACAAAGACAGUUCAGUAUUAUGGUUAGAGUAUUUAACGUUGUAUGCACGGCACAAAGAAGCCUCAGACUUCUCCGAUCUCUGUCAGAUGGCACUACAGUAUGCCCCCAGCUUUGAGAUAUGGUGGAAGUAUCUACACAGUCUGGUAUCAUACACAGACCGUAAUGAAGUUUGCGGUGAAAUCAUAGAAUACCUGUGUUCUAUACAAGCCAAAGAUGAUAUCAGUCCUACCAUAUCACAUCAUUUGCUGGAGGUGAUGUUGUACAGAACUCAUCUAUCUAUCAUGGCAGGAAAACUACAGUAUUCCAAAAAUAUAUUACAGGGGUAUUUUGUGAAGAGUGAGGGUAAAGCUUCUUGUCAAUCAAAUCUUACAGUGCUGGAUCGCUGUAUACUUUGGUUGUGUUAUAUACAUGUGUUGUCAUGGCAACAUUUACCUGAUGCAUUGUGGGAUAGUAAUUUAUCUGGGAAAAUAAUUAACAAGAAUGAUCUGGUGCUACUAUGGAAGCGGCCACCUAGUGGUGGUUUUACUAGGGACCAGCAGAUGGCGCUUCUACAAGAAGCUGUUAGUGUGUGUAUAACAAAUGAGGAAUCAAAACGUCCAACCUCGCUCAAGGAAGGCCUUAUAUUGUAUAAAAAUAUCAUACUGCUCCUGCAGUGCCAAAAUCGAUUGGAGGAGAUAUUGUCUGUAUGUAGAGAUUUGUUACAGAAGGAUCAAUCUCUGAUAGAUAUCUGGCUUAUUGUAGCUAAUCUAUAUGCUGAGAAUGGUGAUAUAGAUGCCACUAUUCAGGUGUUCAAUGAUGCCUUAGAAGUGAAUCCAUUGUCUGCCAGAGUGUUCAACAUAGCCGCUCAGUUUGGAAUGUCUCAUAAUGCUGAAUUUACAACAAAAUGUCUGGAGAAUUGCCCACUGGGAUAUUUUAUACUUGGUGACAAUACUUUACCAGAUCCUCUCUCACUGUACUGUGUGUUAUUGAAUCAGACGUUACCUCUGGGUUACACUCCUCCGCCAAUGAAGGAAGAAGUCUCGAAGGAUCUCAUCUCUCAACAGCAAACAGAUAUCUGGCUUAACUAUUGUUUGUUUCUUGAACAGAGAAAGAAUUACGCCACUGUGAUAGAAAUGUAUGAGACUGCAUUAGGAUCUGUGAUAAAUGCUAGAGAUACUGGUAAAAUAUGGUUAGGAUACCUUGGUUUCCAGUACAGGCAGUUACAAAACUGUGUGAAAGACAUUACGCAACAAGCAACAGAACAGAGGCGGCUUAAUUAUUUGUUUCAUCGAUGUAUUGUCACCAUGCCGAAAAAACUGCCACUUGAGCACUGGAACAUGGAACAUGUUUUAGACUAUGGGCCAGUUAAUAAAGUGAUAGAAGGUUAUUUGUGUUACAUGUUACCAGAGCAACAGACCUUGACCUUGGAACGUAUUGUGAACAUUAUGCCAAACAACGUCAAGCUGGUGUUAAGGUUGUGUGAAGAGUACCUGAGACAAGGCAGUGACCAGCAAGCCCUCAGUCUGUGUUACCCUCUCUUGUGUGACGGAACCCACAAUGCUCACAUCUGGAAACUUGCAACAACUUUAGCGAUUAAACAGAGGUCACAUACCCAGAUAGAGAAAUUAUUUCGUAGAGGAGUACAGGCAGUGCCAUACAGCGUGAAUCUCUGGAAAAAUUUUCUGAUGUACGAGAUGACGCAAGGCAACCAAGGAAGGGAGACAAUUCAGGCGAUAUUACGGCAUUGUAACCUCCUCGGUUUGAAUAUGGAAGAGUUACUCCAAGUUGUCAAGUCUUGAAAAUGAUAAAGGCUUGCGGAUAAUUAGAUUAUUUUUUUUUGCAAAGCUAUCAAAAUUUUUAUCCAUUUUCCAAGAUAUGGAAAAGGCUAAAGUUUUGAUAGCUUUUUCUACAUUUUUAGUUCACGUAGAGGUGAAUAGUGGGAUUCAAGAUGGUUGAAAAGCACUCAAACUUAAGAAAUGUAACAUACACUCGGGAAGCACAUACAUGACAAGAAUCAUGGACAUCUUUGUUUUCCGUGUAGGUAAAUGGUAAGUAUGCAAGAUCAGUUCAGUAAAAAAUGAGUUAUAAACUCAUUUUGAAAAAAAAAAUGAAAAAAAGGAGAAAAACAAAACUGAGGGGAAAUCAAAACAGAUAGUUACAAUUUACAUGUACGUAACUGAACUGAUCUUUUUUUAAACUUUUUUUUUUUUUUUUUGUUUAGUUUUCGUAGUGGCUGACUACUUCUGGAUGUGAUGUUAUGCAGCAAUUGGCUAGCUUUAAAGCAAUACAGCGAUGGUAUCUGAACCAAUAAACUUUGUGACUCCACAUCGAUACAUAAAGAAACCUUCUUACUGCGAUGUAAUCAUUGAUGCAUGGCAAUGAAUAACAAAUAAGUUGGUCUAAAAUUAAUUUAAUCAUUGAUGAAUUAGUAUUAUUUUUUUCUAUUUCCCUUUCCUUUUUGUUACAGAAUUUAUUAUGCAUACAUUAUAAAAAUCACUGUUGUUAUUUAUUUCUUCUUAAAUCUGAAAAUGUUAUUUAUAUAAGUUAGAUAUGUAAUACUUUAAAACUGAAUGCAAAAAAGAUGGAAUUCACUUUUUUGAAAAUAACCAUUUUUUUCUUUUUUUAAAGGCAUUUUUUAUAUCAAUUAUAACCAAAAAAUGAAAUUUCAUUAUAUUUUUUUUUUAAAUUGAUUUAGUUUAUAAAUGCAUGAUAUAAUUGAAAUUAAAACAGUAUUAUUUUUUAUAUAAUCUAUCAAUGACUUUAUUAUGUAAUACAAGUAACAUUGUGAUAUAGGCUUUUUUUCUUCAUUUUUUUAUUGAUUGAAAUUUGAAGCAAUGAACUAUUUGGUGACAAUGAAAUUAUGUUGUUGAAAAAUUUUUAAGAUGCUAAUUUCAAGUUUUAAGUGCAUGCACAUUACUAUUUUUUCUUUAUUAACUGGCUAAGCGCUGAUAUCUUUGGCAUUAAAUUAUUUUAAUAUAAUUCUAUUGCUAACGUUAGGGUGUGCCGUUAAUUCUAAAAUUAAAUGUUGUUUGAAGAUUAAAUAAGAUCGGUACACACUUAUUUUUUUAGCAAAAUUAAGCUUGAAAUUACUAUCUUUUAUAAUUAUUUUGUUUACAUUAACAUGUAUAUAUUUAUUAUCUGCAAAGUGAUGCAUGACUGCCAACUGCUUUUAUGUUGGGGUAAUAUGCUGUAUAUAUAUAAACUCUGUUAUUAUUUCUCUUCAAAAUAAAAUUUUGUUUAUGAAAAGUUA